AGUAGUCAAAUUACCAUCAUGAAAGUAGCUUGGAUUUUUUACACAAUUGCCUGGCUGACAAUUAACGGAUACGCUGCAAAAGCAAGUCCUCAGGAUUAUAGUUUAAAUGUAACCGAGAAUACCGAAAAUGUGGAUUCGAGCAGGAUUCUAAGAUCUUGCCAACAAACUAUUGGCAAGGAUGGCAUAUAUGAAAUCGCACCUUCGGGACACGAUGCAUUCCCAGUAUUAUAUAAUGCUCGGAGUGAGGGAGCCAGUUGGAUAGUUAUUGCCCGUCGUUCAAAUGCCAAUCUGAAUUUCUUUAGAAAUUGGACCGACUACAAAAAUGGAUUCGGAGAUUUGUCUGGCGAUUUUUUCAUAGGUCUUGAUGUAAUUCAUGCCAUUACGAAAUCCGGAAGCCAUGAACUAUAUAUUGAACUGGAAGAUUUCGAUGGGAACAUUCGAUACGCACAAUACAAUGAAUUUUACAUUGAAAGCGAAUAUGGUUUGUAUAAAAUGUCGAGAUUGGGAGCCUACAGUGGAACAGCUGGAGAUGCUUUACGUUAUCACAAGGGUCAACCAUUCUCGACUUAUGACAUGGACAAUGGUCCGAGUCCUGAAAACUGUGCACUUCGCUAUCUCGGUGCCUGGUGGUACAACGAUUGUCAUCAUAGCAAUUUAUUUGCCAUGUAUUUCGCUGGAGAAUAUAAUGACGAAAUGUUUGCCAAGGGAAUGGUGUGGUUCGAGUGGCGUGGAAUGUUAUAUGCAUUUAAAGACAUGAAAAUGAUGAUACGACCCAAAUCUUGUAGCUGCUAAAAUUUCAAUUACAGUGAAACCUCGAUAUAACGAAUCUGAGGGGGAUCGCAA
This is a messenger RNA of Drosophila willistoni, 843 nucleotides long. RefSeq names its product techylectin-5B. The transcript is spliced from 3 exons. The record is from RefSeq and is a predicted model, not a curated record. NCBI's taxonomy places the organism in Eukaryota, Metazoa, Arthropoda, Insecta, Diptera, Drosophilidae. The coding region runs from base 19 to 792 and encodes 257 amino acids.